UGAAAGCAGCUAAGGACGGAGGCGGGGCUCUGGAGAGUUCCCUUUCUUCCUUCCCCCACCCUCCUUUUCUCUGUUGGGCCCCAGUUCAUUCCUAGCCUUCCUGCAGCUGCUCCGCAGCAGUUUCCAGGAUCCAAACAACUGCAAGCCACUGUUCACAGGAUGGUGAUCCGUGUAUAUAUUGCAUCUUCUUCUGGGUCUACGGCGAUUAAGAAGAAACAGCAAGAUGUUCUUGGUUUCUUAGAAGCCAACAAAAUAGGUUUUGAAGAAAAAGAUAUCGCAGCCAAUGAAGAGAAUCGGAAAUGGAUGAGAGAAAAUGUACCCGAAAACAGUCGACCAGCCACAGGGUACCCUUUGCCACCUCAGAUUUUCAAUGAAAGCCAGUACCGAGGGGACUAUGAUGCCUUCUUUGAAGCCCGAGAAAAUAAUGCAGUGUAUGCCUUUUUAGGCUUGAAGGCACCACCUGGUUCAAAGGAAGCAGAAGCCCAAGCAAAUCAGCAAGCCUGAACCUAAAGCAUUGUGCCUUAAGAAUUCUGCCUUAAGCAUCUUGAAAAAUGAGUCCCUGUUGCUUUUAUGAAAUAAGUUUUUCAAAUAGCAAUAUUAUCUUGGUUUCAAAAGAAAUUGGCUUAAAGUUGAUUAGGUGAUAUUUUCUGUAAAAUGAAAAUGAAUACAUAAUUAAAAUAUGAACAUUAUGUUGAGGCUAAUGGGAGGUUAUGAUAAAAUUUUAAAUAAAUAUCAUGGAAUAGUAUUAUCUCCCAAGAAAUUUUUUGUACCUUAAUGAUUUUUACAAAGAAGAUGUCCUUCCUUUUUGAUACUAUAGCAACCUAAAUGUUUCUGCAGCUCACCAGUACAAAAUUGAGAGAGAGUGUGAGUGAAUCUGUCUCUUGUUCCAAAAUUGCCUCAUUAGUUUUAGUGAACAAGAACAUGUAUGUUUUUUAUAUGAAAUUGUGAUCAAACAGUACUUGCAGAUAAUGAGUCUGAUAUGUGAAACAUUGUAAUUUUAUAUGGUAACUAUAACAUUCCCAUUCUUUUGUAGAAGAAACUUCUGUGUACUGAUUCACAAGCUUUCCAGAAUUCUAAAUGUAGUUUUUCAUUGCACAUGAAGUGAUCAGAUUACAUGACCCACCCCAUAAAAAGCAGUAGGUGCAUUGUUAACAAGUUCUUUAUGUAACUGCAUUCUUAGGAUGAAAUUAUGUUUCUGAGUUGCUUACUUCAGUGAAAUAUGCCUGUUUUGUCAUGGAACUGGGAUAGCAAGUAAAGUUAAAAGGGCAUGCUUUUGAAUAGAGCUCAGAUUUUAAUUAAUUAUUAAAAAGUAUGUUGACACUUAUUGCCCAAGAUAUGUUUUCCACAGGUUUUUACUAAAAGAAAACUUAGUGGCUUUCCCAUUUUUAAGACAGAUUGUGACUGUGCAUGCCACUGUCUCUUGAUAGUGGGCCUUUCUGUUUCACUUUAGUCAUACCUUGUUUGAAUAUAUUAAUGCAAGCAGAGAGGAUAUUUUCUAUGCCUCUAUUCCAUAAAAAAA
Molecule: messenger RNA, 1519 nt
Organism: Fukomys damarensis (Damara mole-rat)
Lineage: Eukaryota; Metazoa; Chordata; Mammalia; Rodentia; Bathyergidae
Gene: Sh3bgrl
Product: SH3 domain binding glutamate rich protein like
Exons: 4
Coding region: 160-504 (114 amino acids)
Cellular component (GO): cytoplasm
Source: RefSeq, a predicted model, not a curated record